Molecule: messenger RNA, 1066 nt
Organism: Vigna radiata var. radiata (mung bean)
Lineage: Eukaryota; Viridiplantae; Streptophyta; Magnoliopsida; Fabales; Fabaceae
Exons: 3
Coding region: 179-805 (208 amino acids)
Source: RefSeq, a predicted model, not a curated record
GUGGCAGAGUGUUUCUCUUAUAAACAAGGUUGUCGCUGAAGUAGUAGCGAAAGGAAUGUCCUCAUGCCUUUGCUUGAGAGACUUUUUCUUCUUCUUGUCUUCUUAUACAGGACAGAGAGUGUUGUUAUAUUUUGGGUUCACUCUCACUCACAGAUAUUAAUGUGGUGAUACCAUAAAAAUGCAUUCUGAACAUUCCAACAUAAGGAGUUUAGUUAACUUCAUCAAAGAAGCUGAACAAAUCUCCAUGGAGAAGCUUAUCAGGCCUUGCGACAAAGAAUACAUGCGGAUGACAAUGCUAAAACACCAAGACACUUUCAACGAACAGGUGUAUGAACUUCACCGUUUGUAUGGGAUUCAGAAGAUAUUGAUGAAAAAUACGGAAGCCAACAGAGGCAUUGAAGUAAACCAACGAGGAUGGAACUUAAAAAAUGUAAUUAGUCUAACUAAACAUGGUUGCCAUAAAGGGGCACUGAAAAAUCAUAAAUUGAAAUUUGAUCUUGAAAUACCAGUCACUGAGGACAUUGCACAAUCUGACAGUAAUGGAGUUCUAGAGAUUAUCAACGAGACCGAGAUUGAGCUGACACUAGGCCCUUCAUGUUACAAUCGUAAGAAAGUAGAGACACAUCUAACUUCAGGUUCAGCACAUAGCUUGUCUUCUUCUUCUACUGGAUCCAGUCUUAUAAACAAGACAAGAUGGAAGACACGUCAUAGCAGUCAUUCAACUAUAGAAGAAUUGAAGUGGAGGAGGUAUAAUUGGUCUUGCCCAGGUGCCACAUUCAACCAGAGGGUAUCAAAGUGGAAUUAGAAACAGUUAUGAUAUUGAAGAACAAUUAAAAGAAGAGAAAUCGAAGCAGCCACCUUGGCUUUUAUGAGUGCUGAGCACGAACACGACCUAAAAAUAUUCUAAGGUCAAUGUAUGUAUACUUAUUUGAUGUUCAAGGCUAAUUUUGUGAGCGGUGUUUCUUUGAAAUUUUCUUCGUAGUUACUAAUGGUGAGUGUGUGAUUAUGUCUUGUAUAAAUCUUACUUGGUUUUCAUGGUUAAAGAAACCAAUUAUGAUUCCGGAAU